GGGAUAAAACGCUACCACAAGACACUUGGCGCCGAUGAUCUGCGUGAUAUUAUCCUAAAGAUUCCUGGCAAUGUGGUCUAGUGAAGCUCGUAAAAUCGCGUGAUCCUCAAGACAACAUCGGCUAGCAAGGGGGACACACUUAAUUACCUGCUGGACAAACCGCCUGUGUACAGUUGAUAUUGCCAUGAGAUUCGCACAAUAUGGUUGCCCAUACAACCAGCCUAAUAAUUCACCCAUACUCAGUGGUAGUGUACCAAUGGCGGGGUUCGUUAGUCAGCAGAGGCCGUACUAUGGUAGUAGCGGCAAAAUGCAAGUGCCGAGUUCUGAGGGGAGAUUCCCGCCAGCCCCUGGGCCCCUGCCCGAGAUCCGGGGUCGGACCGAGGCCUCAAAGGAUGCGGUUCAUUAAAACUCGCGAUCCCGGGCCCUGACUUGUUCUGUUCAGCGAGUUCGACCAGUUCCGACAACCGCACGACCUUGUACAUAUAGAUUUACUGUUUUCAAUGUCUCCCAGCAGUGCCGCCUUGUCUUACGCCGGCGCCCCGCCAGGCCACAUCAACCGGGACAAUGCUUUUGACUGGGUAUUUGGCGACCCGUUCCAGCAUGAGAACGACCACACCUCGUCCGACAAGUGCUUGCCAAGGAUAGAUGGAGACAGGCCCAUCUUCGUCGACGACAAGUCAGACCGAGCCCUCACAUACGGCCGGAUCAGGCAAGAUGCUCUCGCUCUCGCAGAAGGUCUUCGCUCCAUGGGCUUGGACCCCAAUGAGCUUCACGUCCUCCCACCAACCCCUUCGUGUCCGCGGCCGGAGAUCGCCCCUAUAGUGUUGAUCCAGCUUCCAAACUGCCUUGCCUUUGCGCCCAUUCUCACCGGUGUCUUCGCUUCUGGCCUGACGGCGACGUUGGUUUCGCCGGCCCUGACGAGCUCGGAGAUCGGUUGGAUCUUGCAGAAUGCACGCCCACGCGUCAUCAUCACGGCCCAGGCAUGCUUGGCGGCCAUGCGGGAGGCCAUUGACCAGCAAAAGGACGUGCCGUUCUUCUCCAGGAUACCCAUCUUCACCGUCGACGUCCCCCGGGAGGAGUACCCACUGCCACCGGCCAAGGGGCCGUCCGCCGAGGCUGGGACCUCGGACUGGAGGCAGCUACUCGCCCCCGCGUCCAAAGUGCCGGCCCGGAGAGCGCCGCCCUUCCCGCCCCAGUCGGCGCACACGCGCACGGCCGUGAUCCUCUGGUCGUCGGGCACGUCGGGGCGGUCCAAGGGCGUGCUCCUGUCGCACCACGCGCUCAACUGGAACUGCGCAGCGCUGUGGCACGACGCCGACUUCUACCGGGGCCAGGCGCAGCGCUGGCUGGGCUACGUGCCCUUCUACCACGUCUUCGGCCUCUGCACCAUCAUGCUCCUGGCCAUCUGCACGGGCUCAACCGUGUACACCUUCCCGUCCUUCAGCCUCGAGGCCGUCCUGGCCGCCGUCCCGCGCCGCCGCAUCACCUACCUGCACAUGGCGCCGCCCGUCGGCGUCAUGCUCGCCAAGGCCGCGUCCGUCGAGCCCUACGCCGAGCGCGGCGACUUCCGCUCCGUCGUCGCCGGCCUCACCGGCGGCGCGCCCCUCGGCCACGAGGUCAUCGUCGCCGUCCACCGGCGCCUCGGCUUCCGCAUCCGCAUGGGCUACGGACUGUCCGAGACGUGCAGCACGAGCCUGCAGAGGGGCCUCACCGAGGACGACCUGCACGCCCAGGCCGGCGACAGCGGCCUGCCGCACUACGGCGUCGAGAUCAUGAUCGCGGCCGACGAGGGCGGGGACAGCACCACCACCAGCGCCACCAGCGUCACCACCAAGGCGGCGCCGAUCAACACGCCAGGCGAGAUCCUCAUCCGGUCGCCAGGCGUGAUGUCAGCGUACCUACCGUUCGGCGGCCUCGAGCCGGGCGCCAAGCCGGACGUAUCGACGAGCCUGGAGGCGCUCACUCCGGACGGCUGGUUCCGGACGGGCGACGUGGGCACGAUGGACGCGGGCGGCCAGCUGCGGAUCACGGACCGGCUCAAGGAGCUGAUCAAGGUGCGGGCGUACCAGGUUGCGCCGGCGGAGCUGGAGGCGGUGCUGUGCAGCCUCGACGCGGUCGCGGACGCGGGCGUCGUCGGCGUGUACGACGAGGCCGAGGCCACCGAGUGGCCGCGCGCGUACGUCGUGCCGCGGCGCCAGGGCGCGUCCGAGGCGGAGCUGAGGGCGCUGGCGGGGGAGAUCAAGAAGUUCACCGAGAGCCGCGCCGCGAGGUACAAGUGGCUCGUCGGGGGCAUCGUCUUCGUCGACCAGAUCCCAAAGUCGCCGAGCGGGAAGAUCCUGAGGCGUAUCCUCAAGAGCGGCGAGGUUAAGGGCUACGAGGUGUUGGUGUAUGAGCGGAAGAAGAGGGAUUCGAAGCUGUGAGGGAGGUGGAGGCGAGAGUGUGCAUGCCUGUCGUUUUUUUCUUUUUUUUUUUCUUAGGUUUCUUCCUGUUCUCCUUGGAAGAGCAUUUCCCAGCGAAACGUAAUAUAGUGUCAUAUAGAGACAAGCAAGAAAUGUAGAAGAGACUGGUGGGGAUCAAGCUUUGAAGACCGAGGUUUAAUUGUGUGACCGUUCUCUGGCCGAGAACAAAGACGAGUCCUGGACUCGGCCCAACAAUGAACGAACGAGUGCCCAAGAAUUUUUCGCAAAAUAAUUAGGCUGGCUGUGGCCUUAAAUGAUAAAAUCCGGUCGGCGGAAAAGUUGGUGGCAUAUGUACGUAG
Phialemonium atrogriseum is the source of this 2758-nucleotide messenger RNA. Its product is annotated as acetyl-CoA synthetase-like protein. The record is from RefSeq and is a predicted model, not a curated record. NCBI's taxonomy places the organism in Eukaryota, Fungi, Ascomycota, Sordariomycetes, Cephalothecales, Cephalothecaceae. The transcript is spliced from 2 exons. Gene Ontology annotation, biological process: secondary metabolic process. The coding region runs from base 501 to 2420 and encodes 639 amino acids. Gene Ontology annotation, molecular function: CoA-ligase activity.